This is a messenger RNA of Jaculus jaculus (lesser Egyptian jerboa), 843 nucleotides long. RefSeq names its product peroxiredoxin 5 (gene Prdx5). Gene Ontology annotation, cellular component: peroxisome; mitochondrion; cytoplasm. The record is from RefSeq and is a predicted model, not a curated record. Gene Ontology annotation, biological process: cellular response to oxidative stress; hydrogen peroxide catabolic process; cell redox homeostasis. The transcript is spliced from 6 exons. Lineage: Eukaryota; Metazoa; Chordata; Mammalia; Rodentia; Dipodidae. Bases 58 to 702 code for a protein of 214 amino acids. Gene Ontology annotation, molecular function: thioredoxin peroxidase activity.
AGGUCGCGCCUCUGCCUUGGCCCUGCCUGGUGGGUGGGCUUUAGCUGCUGGGAGGGCAUGGGGCUGACCUGGCUUGGUGUUCUGGGUCGCAGAGCGGGCUCGGUGCUCAGUGGUGCGGCUUCCUUUAAGAGCGCGGCAGCUGGACCAGGACGGGAAGGACGAAGAGGGUGGGCGCGUGACAGGGUGUGCACUUUCAGUAGCACCGCCGCAGCUAUGGCCCCGAUCCAGGUAGGAGAUGCUAUCCCCUCCGUGGAGGUGUUUGAAGAGCAGCCUGGGAACAAGGUGAACCUGGCAGAACUGUUCAAGAGUAAGAAGGGUGUGCUGUUUGGAGUCCCUGGGGCAUUCACUCCUGGCUGUUCUAAGACCCACCUGCCUGGGUUUGUGGAGCAGGCUGAGGCUAUGAAGGCCAAGGGUGUUGAGGUGCUGGCAUGUCUGAGUGUCAACGAUGUCUUUGUUACUGAAGAGUGGGGUCGAGCCCACAAGGCCAAAGGCAAGGUUCGGCUCCUAGCUGACCCCACUGGGGCCUUUGGAAAGGAGACAGGUUUAUUGCUAGAUGACUCACUGGUGCCCCUCUUUGGGAAUCGCCGGCUCAAAAGGUUCUCCAUGGUGAUAGAGGAUGGCAAAGUGAAGGCCCUGAACUUGGAACCGGAUGGUACAGGCCUCACCUGCAGCCUGGCACCCAACAUUCUCUCACAGCUUUGAGGCCCCAGCCAGAUGUGGGCCCUCUGCUCUUCUCAUCUCCCUCGCCUUGGGCCAAGAGCCUCAGCACUACCUCAGCUGGGGCCAACUAACUGGAACCUUGGCCAUAUCUCUGCAAUAAAUAAAUAAUACUCUGGUUCAGGG